Molecule: messenger RNA, 2779 nt
Organism: Zingiber officinale
Lineage: Eukaryota; Viridiplantae; Streptophyta; Magnoliopsida; Zingiberales; Zingiberaceae
Exons: 6
Coding region: 870-2525 (551 amino acids)
Source: RefSeq, a predicted model, not a curated record
AGGGCGAGUUAUUUGCAUCCUUCCUUACUCUUCUCUCCUUCGUCAUCGUUAUCGUCAUCAUCGUCGUCAUCGGUCGUAGGUUUUCCAAUCUUGACCGCAACGACCACAUCAAGCGAUCUAGCCACUCCACAAGACAAUAACGCACGACACCCGGCGGCUGCCGGUUCCUCGAUUCCAGGCUUGAUACCGAGCUCUCGGCCCCUGCGAUCCAUCCAGUCGUCCCUUUCUGGAUCUCCCGCAACUCCCUUUGCCCGAUCGAAACCGGAUUCCAGUUGGUCGGUAUCUGUCCCGCUUCGGCGCGGAGAUUCGCGGCCAAUCUUCGCCUUCUUUCUUCUUCUUCUUAUUUGAGUGUUUUUUUAUCGGACGAAAUUAGGGUUUGAACUUUGAAGCUCGUACUAGUUUGCCUCAGGGGCUUUGAGGCGAGGGUGAGAUAUUUCCCCUCUUUCGUUUCCUCGCCCUCGUUCCUCACUUUUUUAGGGUUUGCUGCUCUGGAUUAGCAACGCUUAUCGUUUGAGGAAUUGGGUCAGUUGAUCGCCCCUUUGGGUGUUAGGGUCGUCCUCUGGAAUAAUUGGAGUGGUUUUUAUGGUGGCAUCUUUGUUUCGUUCCGGAUAGAGUGCGCUCCCGUAGAUGUCUGAUACCGUGAGACGCAUACAUAAAGGGUGAAGCUUGACCAUCUGAGCAAAAAGAGGUUUUCCCCCUCCCCUGACGGUUUAGGUUUCCUACCAGAAAAGUUCUUAUAAUUUUAUGAUGCAAACUUAGAGGCUGUGGUGGGUGCAGGACUUCAAGAUUGGUUCUUCAUUUCGGAAGCUUCAUGUUUGGGCGAGAGGUAGAAGAUCUUAACUGCAUAUUGAUAAUGGUCUUUGUGGAAAAUGGAGCAAGGUGAACCAGCAUUGGUUCCACAGUGGUACAAGAUUGCAAACGGGAACACUUCAACCAAUGGCCUGCGAACCAAUUCAUCUAAACGUUUUGAUGAAAAUAGUGUGGGACAUAGCCCAAGAAAUAGAUUACUAGGCAACCAUGAUAGGAAUAUACGACGGAGUUUGAGCUCCAACGAAUCUGUAGAGAAAGGGAGCUCUGGCAGAUCACAGGCUUACAGUAAUUUUCGGAGGUCUCGUGAUAGGUACCAGGAUAGGGAUUUUGAUUCCCGUGACAGAGAAAAUAAGUCACUUUCAUUUGACAAUGGAUUUGAUUAUCAUGAUUCAGUAUUAGGAGUUAGGUCCGAGGAGCAUGCCUUAAGGCGUUCCCAAUCUUUGAUAGCAGAAAGGCAAGCUGAGUCCCGGGCAAAAAAGCUUGGAAGUAGUGGAAAUAACAGUUCUCCAUCUAGGGGAAGUAUCAUUGGAAAUAUUGGUAAAACCUCAUUUGAGAAAGAGUUUCCAUCUCUUCAGGUUGACGCAAAGCAGAGCUUCUACGAUGCAUCUACUGUAUCACCUCUCGGUCUUAGAACUGCUGUUCAGAGUCUUCCUGCUAUUACUCCUGUCAUAAUUGGGACUUCAGCCCUGGCAGAAGUACCAGCCAAAGUUGAGACUGAUGGAAGUAUACAUUCUCCUGUUUUACCAACUAGUACCAUCAAUCAAGCAUCUACACCUGGAAGCAGUAUGCCAGGAUUAAACAUGGCAGAGGCAUUGACUCAGGUUCCAUCUCAAGUUAGUGAUGUACCUCAGUUGCUCAUAAACACUCAAAGGAUUGAGGAACUUACUCUUCGAAAAUGCAAGCAACUAAUACCCAUGACACCUUCAUUGCCUAAAUCCUUGAAUGGCAGUCUAUCGGAUAAGACAAAAUCCAAAGUUGCAAGAGCUGGGGAUUUUAAUUCUCUUAGCAAGGUUGCCCAACAGUCACAUGUGAACCAAACUAUCCGGUCAUCAACUAAUUCUGAUGCUGCAAAGAUAUCGUCAGUGGGGACUUUUCAGGUUCUUAACCGAGAGAAGAAUGACAUCAUCUCUGUUGCUAAAGAUGGCCAAGGUGUCAGCAAGUCUGUGAACGCUGUUGCCCCUUUUCCUUCUGCAGUUGUUCCAUCGAAGAUCCCAACUGACCAAAAUCUUAACAUAGACAAAAAUGCAGGGGAUAGAAAAAUCCUUUCUCAAGCUCAAAAUAGGAAUGCAUUCUUCAAUUUACUAAGGAAGAAAUCUUCAAGUGGUUCAACUAGUGUUUCAAAGCCAAGCUCAGUUGAACCAGCACUGACCACUGAGAAGUCAAAUGCAGAGCACCAGCACUGCACCUCCCCUGUUAAUAAUAAGGUGAAUAAUAGCUUUCCAUCAGAAUCUGCUCUUAAUGGAUCAACAGAGGUCGGAAGCAUGAGUGAAGAUUUUUGCACUUCGAAUCUGUCAGAGAGAUCUUACUCGGACAAUGGAGAAACUAAUCCUGACUCGGACAUUGUUGUCGAUCCUGAAGAGGAAGCCUUCUUACGAUCUCUUGGAUGGGACAAAAAUGGAUGGGAGGAAGCCCUUACUGCUGAGGAGAUUGACGACUUUCAUAAGAAGUACGAGAAGCAGAUACCACUGAAGAUUGUGCCCGAGUAUGUAGACUGAAGCAAUUCGUCUGGUGCCGAUGCUUGAAGUCUGAAACUGAGCAUAUUUCCAUUCAAUAUCAAAUGCCCUCAGUGAGCUAGUUUUUUUUUUUUUUUUUUUUUUUUUCUUGAAGUGUUUUCUCAUUGAUAUUUAUGGGAACUAGAGAUACGAGCUGUGAAAAUAUAGGUUGGAGAAAAGAAAUCAAUGAGUUUUGGUCCUUUAGCUUCCAAAAUGAAUUUGAAAUGAUGAAUAAGAUCAAAUUUCUUCCCUUAUAA